UUACAAUUGAGGCCAAAAACAACUGAAGCAAUAAAAAAGAUAUCGAGUCCACCGAUCAGGUUGGGACUAGAAUCGAAGACACAAACAUGGGCGACACAACCGAUGCUCUCGGAUCGCUCGUUACACAUCACAAUGCCUUAAACACACCCAGCACCAGACCUGACUAUGUGACCAAAAUAACCACCAACCGAUUUGCAUCCCAGUACAAUAUGACGCACAAACAUCGAGGCAUGGCACUCAUUUUCAAUCACGAGCACUUCGAUAAUAACUUGCAGGCGGCCCGUACUGGCACCAACCUGGACUGUGCAAAACUGACGCAUGUGCUGGAGCAGCUGGACUUCGAUGUCACCACGUAUAAGGACUAUCGUUAUGAGGAGAUCUUAAGUACCGUGAAGUAUGCGGCAGCACAGAAACACGAUGAUAACGACUGCAUUCUGGUGGCCAUUCUCUCCCACGGCGGAAUGGGCUACAUCCAUGCGAGGGAUGAGAUAUAUAAGCUGGACGAAGUUUGGACUUGCUUCACAGCCGAAAAUUGUCCUUCGCUGGCUACAAAGCCGAAGCUCUUCUUCAUACAGGCCUGUAUGGGUGAUCGCUUGGAUGCAGGAGUCAAAAUGCAGAUGAAGCGUAUCGAAACCGAUGGCGACUCCAAAAUGAGCUAUAAGAUACCCAAUCAUGCGGACUUCCUCAUUGCCUACUCGACCGUACCGGGCUUCUACUCGUGGCGGAACAAAGAGAAGGGCAGUUGGUUCAUACAGAGCCUCUGCGAGCAACUGGCUUCCAAUGGCAAACGUCUGGACAUACUCACCUUGCUCACCAGAGUUUGCCAGCGUGUCGCCCAUGACUUUGAGUCCAACAAUUCGAAGGAACCUGAAUUCGAUCAGAAGAAGCAAACACCUUGCAUUAACACAAUGCUAACGCGCAUAUUGCUGUUCAACGAUAAGAAAAAGACCCCUGUAGCUGCAGCUAACUGAUUGUCUUGGGGAUUAGUUGCUGCGUGGACUGACUAACUCAUUAGCAUUGUGAUAUAUAGAAACGUUAGCCAUGCGACAGCCAAACCAAGAUUUUUAAAGUCAAAUAAUACUCAAGCAUCCAAAGUCUGUUUCUAACUCGUUACAACUACCAAAUAAUAUCAACAGUGAUGCAUUUGAAAUGACCGCCUGCUGCCACAUAAAUUUCAAAGUCUAUUUUGUGAUAAACAAUUAAUUUAGCUGCCCCACUUCACAGCUACAGUUAACUCUGGAAUAACGAACAAAAUCGGCUAUACUUAAUAUUUUACUA
Drosophila grimshawi is the source of this 1278-nucleotide messenger RNA. RefSeq names its product caspase. NCBI's taxonomy places the organism in Eukaryota, Metazoa, Arthropoda, Insecta, Diptera, Drosophilidae. Bases 87 to 971 code for a protein of 294 amino acids. Gene Ontology annotation, cellular component: cytoplasm. The transcript has a single exon. Gene Ontology annotation, biological process: proteolysis; apoptotic process. The record is from RefSeq and is a predicted model, not a curated record.